Pararge aegeria (speckled wood butterfly) is the source of this 1665-nucleotide messenger RNA. RefSeq names its product chitin deacetylase 1 (gene Cda4). Gene Ontology annotation, biological process: carbohydrate metabolic process. The transcript has 12 exons. Lineage: Eukaryota; Metazoa; Arthropoda; Insecta; Lepidoptera; Nymphalidae. Gene Ontology annotation, cellular component: extracellular region. Gene Ontology annotation, molecular function: chitin binding. The record is from RefSeq and is a predicted model, not a curated record. Bases 35 to 1528 code for a protein of 497 amino acids.
CUUCGGACUUGGCCAUCAUAGCAGUACGCGCGCGAUGGUGAAAGGUGUCAUGUCGAUUUGUAGAGUGAAUAGUGUGCGGACCACCAUGACCGCGUAUACGAUAUUAAUACUUUUUUGUGCCAUAUUUGUGAACGUAAAUUGCCAGAAAGAAAAGGAAGCGGAAGAAUUCGUUUGUCCCGAAGGCACUCAGGGCAACGGAAAUUUCGCUGAUCCAGCCACUUGCCGCCGCUUCUACCAAUGCGUGGAUGGCUACCCCUACUUGAACAGAUGCCCCUCUGGCUUGUACUUUGAUGACAUCAGUAAAUACUGUACUUUCAAAGUUGAAGCUAGAUGCGGUCCGAUUGCAACGACACCAGCCCCUAUCACAGAAGCGCCAACAGACUUAGCUACAAAGUGUGACACGGCAGAAUGUCAGCUACCAUAUUGUUUUUGUUCGAAGGACGGCACUCUGAUCCCAGGCGGGCUAGACCCCGAAGAUACGCCGCAAAUGAUAAUGCUCACGUUUGAUGGCGCCGUUAAUUUGAAUAACUACGAUUUAUACAAGAAAGUUUUUAAUGGAAAAUUGCGUAAUCCAAAUGACUGCCCGAUUCGGGGCACUUUCUUCUUAUCUCACGAAUACAGCAACUACGCUCAGGCACAGGCGCUCGCACAUGAUGGUCACGAAAUAGCUACGGGAACGAUAUCCCAGCAGCAAGGUCUUCAAGACAAAGGUUACGAAGAAUGGGCGGGUGAGAUGAUCGGUAUGCGGGAGAUCCUGAGGAAAUUCGCUAACGUCUCGCGCUCGGAGAUCGUUGGUGCACGUGCCCCAUUCUUGAAGCCCGGCAGAAAUACGCAAUUUAAGGUGUUAGAAGACUUCGGGUACAUUUACGACAGUUCGGUGGGCGUUCCUCCUCUACCGAUCCCGAUUUGGCCCUACACGCUAGACUACAAGAUCCCACACGAGUGCAAGUCCGGCACAUGCCCUACUAAGUCCUUCCCAGGUCUGUGGGAGGUACCAUUCAAUUCUCAUUACGUGGAAACCUAUGAAGGCGGUCACUGCCCAUACUUGGACCAAUGCGUACUGCACAAUCACGACUCCGAUGAGGUUUUAGAAUGGCUUCAGGAAGAUUUCAGCAGAAAUUACGACCAAAACAGAGCGCCUUACAUGAUGCCCUUCCACACGAACUGGUUCCAGAUUAAGGAGCUCGAACAAGGCCUGCAUAAAUUCCUACAGUGGGCAUCUAAGUUGGACGAUGUCUGGUUCGUCACCGUAACUCAAGCUCUCACAUGGAUGACAGACCCACGCCCAGCAAAGAACCUUAAAACCUACGAAGCGUGGCGGUGUGACAAGAAAGACUUCCCGCCGAAGCCAUGCAACCUUUCCAAUAAAUGCGCACUAUCUUUCAAGCUUCCGGACUCUAACUUCACUGACACACGCUACAUGGAAACUUGCAGCGAAUGCCCUAACCAAUAUCCAUGGUUGGGAGACUCAGGCGGAACAGGUAUUCCCGGAAAGGACAACUACAUACCCGACAACCUCAGAAAGUAAUAGAAAUAGUAUUUAAUUGUUAUUGCGAAAGACUGUUGAUGAAUGUACAAACCGAUAUACCUACUCAUUAAAUUACAAUAAAUGCCAUAAAAAGUUUUUUUCGAAAUUAUGCUCCCAAUUAAACUCAUAUUUUUAAG